CUUCAGCUUUGCAGAUAGAAACCUCUUUAUUACGCUUUGAAUUGAAGUUGCCUACAGUCAGAUCACAGACACGCAGGCUACCGAGUUUUGGUUGUUCAGAGCCAAGCCCUGCAGAAAACAAUGGAUUCACCAAUGUGCCUCAUCGACAACGUGGAUGGUGUGCUUCGACCUGUCCCAGAUGCCAUCGACCACCUUAUGAGGAUCCGUCAGCGCGUCGUCGUAGUGUCGGUGGUCGGGUUGUACCGCACCGGCAAGUCUUACCUCAUGAACAAGCUGGCUGGCAGGAAAGACGGAUUUGCCCUGGGAUCCACCAUACAGUCCAAGACUAAGGGCAUCUGGAUGUGGUGUGUGCCUCAUCCUAAACAAGCUGACCACACUCUGGUGCUGCUGGACACAGAGGGACUAGGGGACGUAGAGAAGGGAGAUUCCAAGAACGAUGCCUGGAUUUUCUCCCUGGCUGUUCUGCUCAGCAGCACUCUGGUCUAUAACAGUCGAGGGACCAUAGACAACCAGGCUGUGGAGAACCUCCAAUAUGUGACUGAAUUGACUGAGAGAAUCAAGGUGAAGUCAUCUAGCAAUGCUUCAUCCGAUGAGGAGGAGGGAGUCGAUGCCCAGUUUGUCCAGUUCUUUCCUAACUUUGUGUGGGCAGUGAGAGAUUUCACGCUGCAACUAAGAAUUGAUAACAGAGAUGUGACUGCAGAUCAAUACCUGGAACACUCUCUGGAACUCAAGAAAGGUACUGACAGGAAGGUGAUGAACUACAACCUCCCGCGAGCAUGCAUCCGCAAUUACUUCCCCACGCGCAAGUGCUUCGUGUUCCAGACCCCUACUUCCCCUGAGAACAUGGUUCGACUGGAGUCCAUGGAUGACAGGGAGCUCUGCCAAGGCUUCAGGGAGACCACAGACGCUUUCUGCCACUACGUUUUCCAGAUGAGCCGUGUGAAAACUGUCAAAGGGGGUCAAGGAGUUACUGGUAGAAUGCUUGGCCACUUGGUCAAGAUGUACGUGGAGACCAUUGCUCGGGGCGAAGUUCCCUGUCUGGAGAACGUGGUGCUGGCCAUGGCCCAGAUAGAGAACCAGGCAGCGGUGGAGGAGGGGCUGAAGCUGUACCAGAGCUGCAUGGAGCCGCUGAAGAUCCGGUUCCCAGUGGACAUGGACCAGAUGUCAGAUCAACACCAACGUGCUGACCAGCAGGCCACCCAAGAGUUCAUGAACCGUUCCUUCAAAGACAAAAAUGGGGAAUUCUUGACAAGGCUGGCGAAUGGUAUUGCAAAGACCUACGCUGAACUUCUUAUCCGAAAUGAUGACGCCUCAGAGAAGAAGUGUCAGGAUCUGCUGAGGGAACUCUCCGCUCCGGUCUCACAGAAGAUCCAGGAUGGGUUCUUUGCCAAACCAGGUGGCUACGAGCUUUACUGUGAUCUCCACGACAAAUUAGUGGCACAGUAUCGUUCCACACCUAACAAAGGAAUCCGGGCUGAGGAGGUUCUGGAACGGUUCCUGAAGGAGAAGAGUGUUGAGUCCAACUCCAUCUUACAAGCUGACCAGAAACUUACUGACAGCGAGAAGCAGAUCCAUGAGGAGAGAGAGCGAGCGGCGCUGGCCGAGCAGGAAGUGAAGGUGGAGCAGGAGACACGCCUGCAGCUGGAGAGGGAGAGUAAGGAGAGAGAGAGGAGUUACCAGGAGAGUAUGACCCAGCUGACGGCUAAAAUGGAGCUGGAGGCAAAUCAGAUGAAGUGGGAGAUGGAGAGAGCCCUGGAGAGCAAGCUGGAGGAGCAGAAGACACUUCACGAGAAAGGCUUCCUGGAGAAGGAGGCGGACAUGAAGGAGGAGAUCACCGCACUGAGGCAGAAAAUGGACGAGGCCAAAAGCGAGAAGGAGGAUAAGGCUUCCUAUCGAGAAAUGAUGGGGACCCUCAUGCACAGUAUCGGUAAAGGUUUUGGUCAUUACUUUAACUACAAACAGGCCCGUGAGAAACGCAAGGCCAUACAGAGCCAGUCCUCCCGGUCCAGAGGUGUGAAGGCCGGCGUCCCGAACACCCAGAAAGGGAUCCCUGAUCCGGGGAAGAGACAAGUCCAGACACAAGCCAAGUGUGGGGGGAGCUCUGGGUCAGAGGUGUGAUGUUCAGCCUGGAACUGGUUUAAUAAUCAGAGAAUCCUCAGGCAGGUGUCCUCGUACAGAUGGUUAUCUGGUGUUGGCAAGAUUUUCCACAAUUUUCCAUACUGAUUGAUUUGGGUUACAAGGAAAAAUAUAAAUGAGACAAAGGUUACUCGAGGGGGUACAUAUGUAAUAACAGAUGGAUCCAAAUAUUCAAAUGAAAAAUGAUCUUUUCUGAUUAUUGGUGUGGAUGUUGUGAGAACUUAAAAUUAAUUCUGUGUUUGGUUUGUGGAACUGACUGGUUUGAACUCCACCCAUAUACAUUUCUUAUUAAUUCAAAACAAAUAAAACGUUAUUUAAUGUCAA
Messenger RNA from Hypomesus transpacificus, 2460 nucleotides. RefSeq names its product guanylate-binding protein 1-like. NCBI's taxonomy places the organism in Eukaryota, Metazoa, Chordata, Actinopteri, Osmeriformes, Osmeridae. The coding region runs from base 121 to 2118 and encodes 665 amino acids. Gene Ontology annotation, molecular function: GTP binding; GTPase activity. The record is from RefSeq and is a predicted model, not a curated record. The transcript is spliced from 11 exons.